Messenger RNA from Parastagonospora nodorum SN15, 3282 nucleotides. RefSeq lists its product as hypothetical. The record is from RefSeq and is a predicted model, not a curated record. The coding region runs from base 78 to 2279 and encodes 733 amino acids. Lineage: Eukaryota; Fungi; Ascomycota; Dothideomycetes; Pleosporales; Phaeosphaeriaceae. Gene Ontology annotation, molecular function: proton-transporting ATP synthase activity, rotational mechanism; nucleic acid binding; ADP binding. The transcript is spliced from 13 exons. Gene Ontology annotation, biological process: proton motive force-driven ATP synthesis; proton transmembrane transport.
CAUCUCCCCUCUUUCCCUUCUGCAUCAAUCUCAAUUGAUUGCAGAGCUAUACCAAUAGCCUCUUGAGCACCACAGCCAUGUUCUCAAGAGCCAUCCGCCAGUCGAGCCGCCGGGUCGCUGCAAUCUCUGCUUCAAGCAGAAUUGCCAGCAGCAUCGCUACGACCCGCGCACCUGCUUUCGCCCAGGUCCGAACCUACGCCGAGGCAAAGGCCACCCCCACCGAGGUCUCCUCCAUCCUUGAGCAGAGGAUCCGUGGAGUCCAGGAGGAGAACAGCCUUGCCGAGACCGGUCGCGUCCUCUCCGUCGGUGACGGUAUUGCCCGUGUCCAUGGAAUGAACAAUGUCCAGGCCGAGGAGCUCGUCGAGUUCGCCUCCGGUGUCAAGGGCAUGUGCAUGAACUUGGAAGCCGGUCAGGUCGGUGUCGUGCUUUUCGGUUCCGAUCGAUUGGUCAAGGAGGGCGAGACUGUCAAGCGUACCGGCGAGAUUGUCGAUGUCCCCGUCGGCGAGGCUCUCCUCGGACGUGUCGUGGACGCCCUCGGCAACCCCAUCGACGGAAAGGGUCCCCUCAAGACGACUGAGAAGCGUCGUGCCCAGCUCAAGGCCCCGGGAAUCUUGCCGCGUCAGUCCGUCAAGGAGCCUGUCCAGACUGGUCUCAAGUCUGUCGACGCCAUGGUUCCCAUUGGCCGUGGCCAGCGUGAGCUGAUCAUUGGUGACCGUCAGACCGGAAAGACCGCUGUCGCUCUCGACGCUAUGCUGAACCAGGCCCGAUGGAACCGAGGCACCGACGAGAAGAAGAAGCUCUACUGCAUCUACGUUGCCGUUGGUCAGAAGCGAUCCACCGUCGCUCAGUUGGUCAAGACCCUUGAGGAGAACGAUGCCAUGAAGUACACCAUCAUCGUUGCUGCCACUGCUUCCGAGGCUGAUCAGCCAUUGCAGUACCUGGCGCCGUUUACCGGCUGCUCUAUGAGGCUCCCAAUGGCCCCGGCAUUCGCCAACGCGGUCCGCGUCGAGGGCCUCGCUGCUUCCUCAGGAUGGCGGUGCGGUCAACAACACGACUGCUGCUUCCUCAGGAUGAGUGUGUCCCUCAUGGAUGCCUACCUGUGGGAAGCCAUCAACCUCGACGCCCCCAUCUGGUGGCUACAUCCCAUGUUCAUGACCUUAUGGGACGAUGAGGAUGCCUUCGAUCAGAUCUGCGAAGCGGCGCCUUCACUCACCUUCGCACCGGGCCUCAGGGAGGUCCUCGAUUCUCCCACUCCUCCCACACUCGAGUACUUCAGAUCGCUCCCUGAAGUCGUCAGGAGUGAGUGGCGGAAGCAUUGGGUCAUCUAUGCCCACAUCUACGAGCACGAAGGCCGCAAGCCACGCCUGUACAUCGGCUCCGCUACUGCUCAACGCGGUGCUACACCAAGGCUUGCCGUGUAUGAGAAAACGAUUGCGCAGACUCUCCCUCGUUUUGUCAAGAAGGCCAUCACUCAAGGGUUCCGGAAAACGCGGACCGCGUUGCUCGCCUGGAGUGACAUUCCUCUCCCCGGCGUCUUUCUGAAGGCAAGGCAGCGCUACUUAGGCAUCGAGGGCAUCUUCCAGAUGCUGUUUUUCGCCAGCAUCUUCGAUAAGUAUGAGCCCGAGUGGGCUGACUUCAUGCCCUGGUGUCGUAAAGAUGUGGAGUGGGAGCCUCUCUGCUCACAUGUCUCUCUCAGCGAGUGUGGCAAGGGUGACUUCAGUCUGUCAACCGAGGAGCUCGAAUUCCUUCAUGCCAUCCGGCUCAAGAACCGCCGACGGCAGAAGAACCUGGACAACCUUCGCUAUCGCGUCAAAUGGAAGGCCUCACGUCCCAGCCAGCGGAGGGCGAAUCGUCUCGCUGUGAAGGCUACUCGCAAACACGAAUGCACUACUUGCAAGAUGACAUUUGGGUGUCAAUCUGAACUCACUGCACAUCUUCGUCGAGGACUCCACAAGAACAAUGUCGAGAAGCUAGCAAGGGGUGAACCCAUUGGACCCAAACCCGAAGCUGUUCGCCGAGCCAAGCUGAUGGCGCGCAAUGUCGCACAGAGGCGGUUCCAUUGCGAUGUUUGCGACCAUGACUUCCAAAACAAGGACAACCUCAACAAGCACUACCUCACUGCGCGUCACAGCAAGGCCGCUGCCAUCGCUGACGCGGAGCUCGAUAACCCGGACCUGGACUAUGAAUCGGACAGCGGCUCUGACGCGGACCGCGAUGAGCUCGACGCCGAGGCCCUCGACACUGACUUGGACGGCUUCCAAGUCAGCGAUGAGGACUAAUGUUCCGCGACAAUGGCAAGCACGCUCUGAUCAUCUACGACGACUUGACCAAGCAGGCUGUCGCCUACCGCCAGAUGUCUCUGCUGCUUAGGAGGCCUCCAGGUCGUGAGGCUUACCCCGGUGACGUCUUCUACCUCCACUCUCGUCUCCUCGAGCGUGCGGCCAAGAUGAACGACAAGCUCGGUGGUGGUUCGCUCACUGCUCUGCCCGUCAUCGAGACCCAGGGUGGUGAUGUGUCUGCCUACAUCCCGACCAACGUCAUUUCCAUCACUGAUGGCCAGAUCUUCCUCGAGGCCGAACUCUUCUACAAGGGUGUCCGUCCCGCCAUUAACGUCGGUCUUUCCGUCUCCCGUGUCGGCUCCGCCGCCCAGGUCAAGGCCAUGAAGCAGGUUGCCGGAUCUCUCAAGCUGUUCUUGGCUCAGUACCGCGAGGUCGCUGCGUUCGCUCAGUUCGGUUCCGACUUGGACCCGGCGACUCGCCAGACACUCGCCAGGGGUGAGCGCCUCACAGAGUUACUCAAGCAGAAGCAGUACUCGCCCAUGGCCGUCAACGAGAUGGUUCCCUUGAUCUACGCAGGUGUCAACGGUCUCCUUGACAAUGUCCCAGUCAGCAAGAUUCUCCAGUGGGAGGCCGACUUCCUUGCCCACCUCCGAUCGAACGAGACCGAGAUGCUCGAGACCAUUGACCGGGAAGGUGCGCUCAGCAAGGACCUCGAGUCCAAGCUGAGGGAGGUUGCCACAAGCUUCACCAAGCAAUUCUUGUAAAUGGAGAAGGCUUGAAGAAGAAUGUAUAAUAGAAGAUGCGUCCUCGCCAUCAGCUGUCUCAAUAUGGAAGAUUUGUUCGUUUUCUGCAUUGAACAUGGCGGAUGCUGCGAUCGUGGUGCAUGACCCCCUCUGUCCAAGACUCGACUACCCUAGUGAUUCCCUUUGCGCUGUUAGCUGUUAGCGGUAGAUAGCUUCGAGUAGUGGGCUUGUAUAUCGCGAAUUCAGCUUUUGUUAAGUUA